AUGUUUCAGGUCCUACUAGUAAAUGUCCAACGCCAGGUUGUUCCGGACAAGGUCACAGCACUGGUCUUUAUACUCAUCAUAGAAGUACUUGCAUUGAACGAAACUAUUUUGAAAUGUCCUACAAUUGGAUGUAACGGAAGAGGUCACAUAAGUUCAAGUAGAAAUACUCACAGGAGUUUAUCUGGUUGCCCAACAGCAGCAGCAAACAAAGCAGCAGCAAAAGAAUUUAAAUACCAAAACAGUUUGAUUUUCCGUAAUAAAUUACAACCAGUCAUAAAUUUCCAUCAACUUAACAAAUAUCAAUCAAACUUUGCAUCAAACAAUUUGAGAACAUCUUUGAAAGAAAGUUUGCCUAACAGGGGAGAUUCUGAGAAAGUCAUAAAAUCCAACGACAGUGGCAAUAAAGAAUCAACACUCUCAGUGUCAACAGAAAAGAUAAAAAGUGCGGAAGAUAAAACAUCAUUUCAGAGUGACGAAGAAAUUUCAAGAAAAACCCUAGACAACUCAGUAUUCAAAUCUCAAAAGAGCGCCAUGCUGAGUAAUCCUAUUGAAAGUCAUUAUUCACGUGAGCAAGAUCUGCGAUACACAAGCUUAAGCGACGUGUCUCGUUCUAUUUCAUCAUAUGCUAUAGAUACUGUCACAUCAAAUCGCUUAACCAUGCCAGAUUACGAUGUUCAGACUGUUCACUCAACAAAUCAUCGUCCAUAUGAUCCCGGCUCUAUAGUGAACUCACAAACAGCCUUUGAAAGAUAUGACCCAAGUUAUCCUCUGCAAAGAACUGCUAUGUAUUCAUCAUAUGGUCAACCAUCGUUAGAAGAUUUAGCAAAUCAACAAAAAUAUUUACUAGAACAACAUUCUCAGCAGCAACAACAACAACAACAACAAACACCCAUAAUGAAGACAGAGCCAGAUGAAACAAACAAUGGACCGAUUUAUCCAAGGCCAAUCUAUCAAUCUUACGAUCCCACAGGUAAGCUUACAUUAACAUCAAGAAUGCAUUUGUCUGACGAAAAUACUUUAGCUCCACUAUCUUAUAAAGCAUCAUCGAGUUCUCCUUCACCAACUUCAACAACAUCAGCACCACCCGCUAGCGGUGUAGCAGUCAACAAUGGUGUUAAUGGUGGUGGUGGAAAUACGAAAGCUCCAGUGAUUGAUUUGUCGACAAAUACAAUCACUUCAACCAGUUCAAAUUCAGGAUUUUCUUCGUCCGAAUACACAUUAAAUAAUUCUAGAAAUUCGAGAAGCCCACAGCAAGCAGAGUCAAGUCCCCAGAUGACAAGCCCACAGGUCCCAAGUCCACAAGGUCAAACUCUUGACUUGAGUGUAAAUAGAAUUUCACAAAGUGGAUCUGCGGAAAGUCCUUACCAAACGCAAAAUGAAAAUACAAGCUCGUCAACACCACAUCCGAAUGGAUUUUUAUCACGCUCACCCCAAACUGAGCCGGUAGAUUUUAGCGGACCUCGAAUGAGCUUUGGAUUAAUUGGCCCAACUCCAUACAGCCGCGAAUCAACACCUGAUAGUGGUGGAUCUCAUUAUAUUGACAACUUCAGAGAUCCAAGUGGCUAUAGUCCACAUCCAACCUAUGGAAUGGUGGUUCAACCUGAUUACGCAAACACUUAUCCCGGCUAUGGGCCAAAUGCUUAUCAAUGCAGCGGCCCUUAUGGAAGCUCUUUAGGCCCAGGUGUUUAUCCGGUAUCGUCUGUUCCAAGCCCAUACUCUCCAACUACAACGUCGUGUUAUGCUAUGCCACCCCCACAACAUUUGCCAUCGCAUGACAAAUUGCUCUCAAAGGACGGUCUUCCCGGUUGUCCUCGAAAUGAUAGAGGUUUACAAUCUCAUUCGCAAGAGCUCAAAUGUCCCACGCCAGGAUGUGAUGGUUCCGGACAUGUAACUGGUAAUUAUUCAUCACACCGCAGUUUAUCUGGAUGUCCACGUGCCAAUAAGCCAAAAAGUAAACCUCGUGAUGGGCAAGAUUCUGAGCCUCUACGGUGCCCAAUUCCAAAUUGUGAUGGAUCAGGUCACUCUACAGGAAAAUUUCUAUCACACAGAAGUGCUUCUGGUUGUCCGAUAGCGAAUCGAAAUAAAAUGAGAGUACUUGAGAACGGGGGAACAAUUGAACAACAUAAAGCAGCAGUAGCAGUGGCAACAGCAAUGAAAUUUGACGGUGUUAAUUGCCCUACUCCAGGUUGUGACGGAACAGGUCAUAUCAACGGAACUUUUUUAACGCAUAGAUCGCUAUCUGGUUGUCCCGCAGCAGCUCAAGGUAUCAAAAAGCCAAAGUUUGAUGAUAUUUCUCUAUCCGUUUAUCCAAAAGGCUAUAUAACAGGAAAUGCUUCUAUGGAAAUGAUGUUGAAUGCUCCCAAUAGUAAUGGUGAAGAUUUGAUGACAUUAGAAGCUGAAAUUUCUGAAUUGCAACGUGAAAAUGCUCGCGUGGAAUCUCAAAUGCUUAGACUUAAAUCAGAUAUCAGCGCAAUGGAAUCACAUUUACACCAUGGCGAAAGGGAAAAUGUAAUGAUUUCUCAAAAGACUAAUUUGAGUGCUUACUAUAAAAGUUUACGAAGCAACGUCAUAACUUUACUUGAACAUAGUCGCCGGUCAAACGAUUCAUCGAUUGAUAAGAAACAUCAUGAAAAAGGAGAUUCUUUUGGAAUGAGGCUUAAAUCUGAAUUUUGAUAGUACUUAAAAUCAAUUUUGAUAUCUUUCAAUGGAUGUUUUUCAGAAACUUAGAUGAAAGUAACUUUUCACAUCUUCUAGGAAUUUCCAUGAAACAACAUCUAAAGUAACAUUAAAAGAAUGUCGUUGUCAGCUUAAAUUGAUAAAUUUAGUUACUUUGAAUCAAUUCGUGGUUAAUUAAGUUGUUAUUGUUACAAAUUCACGUAUAACAUAUUUACGAUGAUCACAAGAUGACACUUUAAGAAGAAGUCAGAAGAUCAUUCGUUA
Messenger RNA from Clunio marinus, 2940 nucleotides. The record is from the annotation of a GenBank genome assembly. NCBI's taxonomy places the organism in Eukaryota, Metazoa, Arthropoda, Insecta, Diptera, Chironomidae.